GGGAGACGUCAGAUGGCUGCGCAAAUACUUGGAAUUCCGGUUCCGUCGUUGGCUAAUUCCGUAAACUUUGACAAGCAGAAAGUUGUAUUUAUAUGAUAGGCUACAACAGUUUCAAUAGCUUGAAUACCCAGUAAUAAACUGGAAAUGGCUUCUUCGCCACAGAAAUCACCUUCUUCUCCCAAAUCCCCGACUCCAAAAUCACCACCUUCAAGAAAAAAAGAUGAUUCUUUCCUCGGAAAACUUGGGGGAACUUUGGCCAGAAGAAAAAAGGCAAAAGAAGUGUCUGAGCUCCAGGAGGAGGGGAUGAAUGCCAUCAACCUGCCACUCAGCCCCAUCCCCUUUGAGCUGGACCCAGAGGACACCAUGCUGGAGGAGAAUGAGGUCCGCACCAUGGUUGACCCUAACUCCAGGAAUGACCCCAAACUGCAAGAACUGAUGAAGGUACUCAUAGACUGGAUCAAUGAUGUGCUGGUGGGGGAGAGAAUCAUUGUCAAAGACCUGGCUGAAGACCUCUACGAUGGGCAGGUUCUGCAGAAACUAUUUGAGAAGCUGGAGGGUGAGCGGCUGAAUGUGGCUGAGGUGACCCAGUCUGAGAUAGCCCAGAAGCAGAAGCUGCAGACAGUUCUGGAGAAGAUCAACGACACUCUGAAGGUCUCAAUCAGAAACAUCAAAUGGACCAUUGACUCUGUCCAUGCUAAAAGCAUCGUGGCCAUUCUCCAUUUACUGGUGGCGCUGUCUCAGCACUGCCGCGCCCCCAUCCGCCUACCUGAUCAUGUGUCCAUUCAAGUUGUGGUUGUACAGAAACGGGAGGGAAUCUUGCAGUCUCGCCAGGUUCAGGAAGAGAUCACAGGGAACACGGAGGCUCUAUCAGGAAGGCAUGAACGAGAUGCGUUUGACACCUUGUUUGACCAUGCACCAGACAAGCUGAAUGUGGUGAAAAAGACUCUGAUCACCUUUGUGAACAAGCACUUGAACAAGUUGAACCUGGAGGUGUCUGAAUUGGACACACAGUUUGCUGAUGGUGUGUACCUGGUGUUGCUGAUGGGACUGCUUGAGGGCUACUUUGUUCCUCUCUUCAACUUCUUCCUAACGCCAGAGCAUUUUGACCAAAAGGUGCACAAUGUGGCGUUCUCCUUUGAGCUGAUGCAAGAUGGAGGCCUGGAGAAACCCAAGCCACGGGCAGAGGAUAUUGUGAACUGUGACCUGAAGUCUACUCUGAGGGUACUCUACAACCUCUUCACCAAAUACAGAAAUGUGGAAUAACGACUGGUACUUCACCGUUCAUUCAGUUAUAUUGACGUAUCUAUCAAGCAAAUGCCCUGUUUAGAUGUAUAUUUCAGGGCAAACACGAUGCAUCUAAUAGGGAGAGCCCACCUGUGUUAGCUUUGUCCUGCUGAAGGCUCACUAAAACACAAGUACAGCACAGUAUGUUGUAAAGUACUUGGAUAUGAAAAGACAGAUAUAUUUCAGUAUUAUUGAAGGUUAACUUAAUGAGUUAUUGAUUAUGCCGUCCUAUUGUUGAGUCAUUGCCAUGUUGAAUUGUUCUUGCCCAAGUCAUUCCGGCCCGAAACCGUUUGAAGUCUACUUGGAUUCACUUCCGACUACAUGAAGGAUCAGAAUAUAGAUGUAUUGAAUGUAUGACAGCUGGGUUUGUGCUCAUCAAAGUAUUGACUUCCAUCUUUUGAAAGAAAUCAGAAGUUUUGAAUUGGCUCAGAAGGUUUUUGGUUGUUGUGCUUAAAGCAGUGGGACCACAUACAGUGCACACUAUUCAUUUAUAUACUGCCACCCUGCAUAUGUUUACCUUUGUUUUCUUUGUCUAAUUGUAUAUAUUUUAAUACUGGUCAUUGUACUUUAAAUAUAGUCUACCUGUAGUGGCAUUUUGGCUUAUCAUUUACCAAAGAUAGUAUUUGAAAUACAUUAUUUGAAGCUGUUAGAUUCUUUAAAAUAUUUUCUACUUAUGCAAAGCAUGAUUUGUGGCUAAUUUUGACUAUUUGUUUAUAAUCUAUUCAUAAAAAAAUGUUUGCAAAGUAAUAUUCCAGUGCAGUGUUUACUACAACUACAGAAAAGCAAGUCCCCAGUACAGUGCCAGUUUCAAGAGUGGAGUAUGAAUUCAAACGAUAAAACACUAUAUUCAACAUAACUCGCUAGUAGUGCUGAGAAUGUAGUGUGGGAGUUUGACCAAAAUUGAUUCCGUUGUGUACUUUAAUUUGAAGGUCGUAAUCAUUUCUGGCACAGCGGUCUAAGGCACUGCAUCUCAGGGCUAGAAGCGUCACUACAGACACCCUGGUUUGAAUCCCGGCUGUAUCACAACCAGCCGUGAUUGGCAGUCCCGUAGGGCGGUGCACAAUUGGCCCAGCGGCGUCCAGGUUUGGCCAGUGUUAAUAAGAAUUUGUUGACUUGACUUGCCUAGUUAAAUAAAGGUUCAAUAAAACAUGUUUACAUGAAAAUACUAUCAGGAUUUGGUGGUUUUAACAUAGAUUGAUUUUAGUCAACUUUUGUUACACCUGGCAUUGUACCAUUUCAUAAACAAAUAAUACUGUAUGGGACUGUGGAUGUUGGUGGAAGUGGCUGCUUUACAACGAGAACUUAGCUUACAGUGUUCCAAAGAAGUAGAGGUACUCUACAUGCAAUUCAUGAAUGAAUUUGCUAACCACACACAGACUGAAUGGCUUUGCUAAGUGCUUAGCUGCAAAUAGGAAGGUCACAUUUUCCCUUUGAGUAACAGCACUACUGUACAGUGAAGCACAGCACAUAAUGCAUGACAAGGUUACAAUAGAAGUUUCAGGGGAAUUUCUUUGUGCCUGAUUUGAACUAUAUAGCAUGUUUCUUUUAUUUAAUUGCUUCUUUUUAGGAGUUGGAAUUCAUUUCUUUCAAUUUACAGACACUUAAGAUUAGUUAAGAUGCUUUUAGUGUGUCAUGUCAACUGACUUAAUUGAGCACAGAAAUGAGUGAGAGGAGAAAUGAGUGAGUUAUCUUGUUUGAGUCUUUGAAUAAAGUGGAAAAUACUCAUAGCUCA
This is a messenger RNA of Oncorhynchus gorbuscha (pink salmon), 3016 nucleotides long. Its product is annotated as alpha-parvin. NCBI's taxonomy places the organism in Eukaryota, Metazoa, Chordata, Actinopteri, Salmoniformes, Salmonidae. Gene Ontology annotation, biological process: cilium assembly; establishment or maintenance of cell polarity; substrate adhesion-dependent cell spreading. Gene Ontology annotation, cellular component: actin cytoskeleton; focal adhesion; cytoplasm. Bases 145 to 1263 code for a protein of 372 amino acids. Gene Ontology annotation, molecular function: actin binding. The record is from RefSeq and is a predicted model, not a curated record. The transcript is spliced from 13 exons.